Anolis sagrei ordinatus is the source of this 2590-nucleotide messenger RNA. Lineage: Eukaryota; Metazoa; Chordata; Lepidosauria; Squamata; Anolidae. The record is from RefSeq and is a predicted model, not a curated record.
GUGUGUCCGGGGCCCCCGCUCUUCUCCAGUGGGAAGAGCCCGUUUGUGGGGCUGGUGCCUUCGGGGUCACCCUUUGCGGCGCCAGGGGAGGGGCCCCGGCACCCGCUGCUGCCCCCGCCGCCACACGCCUCGCGCACCUCACGCUCCCAGCGCACCACCAGCGAGGACAUGACCAGCGACGAGGAACGGAUGGUCAUCUGCGAGGAAGAGGGCGACGACGACGUCAUUGCUGAAGACGGGUUCAACCCUCCGGACGUGGACCUGAAGUGCAAGGAGCGGGUGACGGACAGCGAGGACAGCGAGGGCUCCGUGGGGGAGGGGCCCGAGNCUGCUCCGUCCCCUGCCUCCGGCCCCCCUCCCCCUCCGGCCCUGGACUUGGACCCCCCUCCCCCGCCCACAUCCGGCCACGACCCCCAGCAGCAGCAGCAGCCCCUCCUCCCCAAACCCUACGGCUCUUUCCAGGUGGCACCCAGCCCCUCCUCCUCCUCUUUCAAGGCCCAGGCCCAGGACUCACGCGGGGCGCCCCGACCAAUCAGCAACGCACCUGCAGCCAAGCGCCCGGAGCCCCGCUUCGACCCCUCUUUGGCUUCAUACCGGCGGAAACGGGCAGACAGUGCCGGGCCGGAGUGUGAGGCAGCAGCCCCCCUGCACUCGGUCAUCUCCUCGGCCGGCGGGGGCCUGGUUCAGGCGGUGGUGCUGCCGGACACCGCCCGCUUGCCCUCGGGGACGGUGCUGGUGACGGCCCCCUCCACGGGGCCCCUGGGCGGGGGUGUCAUCGGCUACAGCGGGACUCCGCACGGCAUGACUCGAGCGGCCUCCACCGUGGUCACCAACGUGGUCCGGCCCGUCAGCAGCACCCCAGUGCCCAUCGCCAGCAAAUCCUUCCUGCGGGGGUCCGGGGAGGGGCCGCCCCUGCUCAGCCCCCACCCGCCGACGGAAAUCAGUGUGAAGCAGCCUGAGGGUGGGGGCCUUUCCAUGGGGCGCGUGGGGGUAUUUUAUGCGGAGAAGAAGGGCCCCCCACCACCCGUCUCCAGCGGCAACGCCCAGUCCCCCUCUUCUUCCCACCUGCUGACCAGUUCACUCCUGGGGCCGGGCCUGGCCGCCGUGGGGAAGGGCCCUCCUGCUGGGCCAGGGGGGCUGGUGACCAACCUGCUGGUGGGGGCGCAGGGGGGUGCUGGGGGGGCGGGGGUCCCGGUGGCAGUACUCCCCCCAGGGGCUGCCCUGGCCCCACCCGCACCUGCCGUGCAGUUCAUCGCCCAGAGCCCCCCUGGCCCCAACGGGCCCCUCCCGCUCGGCCUUCUCCAGCCGCAAGGCCUGCUCUCGGGGACCGGGGCCAAGGCCGGGGGCAUCGCGCAGGUCCAGUACAUCCUGCCCUCACUGCCGCAGCCGCUGCAGGUCUCCUCCGCCGGGGGGAAGGGGCCGGCUUUAGGCGGAGCAGCACCAGCCGUGGGAGCGCCCCCCAGCAUCCACUUCGCCCUCCCUCCGGCCAAUGGGAAGGUGCUGGCCGCCCCCCAGGCCCCCUUCCCCAUCCUCCAGCCAGGACCUGGGAACAGCGGUGGCGGCGGCGGGAGUGUCACCAUCAUGGCUUCCGCGGGCAAAGCGCAAUCCGUGUCUCCGGUCCAGGCCCCUUCACCGGGCAGCACGGCCCAUCACCCCCCCUUGGCGCCUGGGACGGCCGUGCCCCCCGCGGGGCUGCAGGUGCAGGGCAAGGUCCUGGUGCCCAUGGCCGCCCCACAGGUAGCCGUCCGGACCACCACAGCCACCCAGCUGCCCCUGGUCUCCCCUCCGUUCUCGGUCCCGGUGCAGAACGGGAGCCAGGCCGCCAGCAAGAUCAUCCAGCUCACCCCGGUCCACCCGGUGGUCCACCCACAGCCCCCUCCGCAGAGUGCGGCCACCCUGGUGCCCCCCUUGAGCCCAGCCGCCCUUCAAGGGGCCACCGUCGCCAUGGGAACCCAGGCCCAGAAGGUGCUGCUGCCCUCCUCCACCAGGAUCACCUACGUCCAGUCGGCCCCCCAGGCGCAGCCCAGCACCCCUCCAGCCGCGGCCACUUACGUCCAGUCCCCCAUUGGCCCUGCGCAGAUGGCCCUGGGCUUCACCACCAUCGGGCCAAACGGGCAGGCCAUCGUCCAACCCCUGCUCCCAGGCCAAGGCUCACUCCUGGCCCCGGGGCAAGUGGGGGUCUCCCCGCUGCAGAGCCCCCAGCUGCCAACUUCCUGUGCCGGGCAGGGCCAUGUCAUCACCGCCAUCUACUCCAGCCCCGCCGGGACCAACCCUGCCGCCCCGCCGGCCGCUCACAGCGUGGUCUACACCGUGGCUGCCGCCCCCGCCUCUCCCGCCGCCAUCCUGCCCAAGGCGGGGGGUAGCACCCAGCCCCCUGGGGGGCCCGGCCAGGGAAUGGGGGUCUCCACAGGUACGGCAUGGAGGGGGCAGAGGUCAAAGAGGUCCCCUCCCCUACAGUAAGGCGGGGGGAUACAGGGCCAAAGAAGUGGCCCCAAAUCCCAGAAACCACACAGCGCACCCACUCUGUUCUGGGUUCUCCUUGCAGCCCCUCCCCCUGGGGGGCCCGGCCAGGGAAUGGGGGUCUCCACAG